Molecule: messenger RNA, 6639 nt
Organism: Uranotaenia lowii
Lineage: Eukaryota; Metazoa; Arthropoda; Insecta; Diptera; Culicidae
Product: patronin-like
Exons: 17
Coding region: 16-4455 (1479 amino acids)
Biological process (GO): neuron projection development; cytoplasmic microtubule organization; negative regulation of microtubule depolymerization
Cellular component (GO): microtubule minus-end
Molecular function (GO): spectrin binding; microtubule minus-end binding; calmodulin binding
Source: RefSeq, a predicted model, not a curated record
GCAACAAGCAGCACCAUGAAGCCCAAGCGGCUCAGUCUGGACGCUUUCGACCACAUAGUCAAUCGAUGCAUUUUCUUCGUUUUUAAAACUUUUAUCGGGUUGCUUUUAGGCGAUAGUAUUCCUGCAGGUCGUCCGAGCAAUUGGGAGGAACACCGAAAGCCGAGCUUCUCAGGUCGCCGAUCCCGCCGCAACUCGUUGAGCGAAGAAUCGCAGCUGACGAUCGAAAACUUCGGCGGUUCCCAGGAUCAGCUGAACACCAUCGGGCGGUUCGACCGGGAGCGAAAGAUAUCGAACGGUAGUCUAACGUCGGUUGAGCCGGCUACUCCGGCCCGGUCGUCGCUGGCCGAUGCCCGGGGUUCGAUCCAGUUCGGGUACGAUACCGACUCGUCCGGCAACGAGAAGCAGGAUCGGGACACCGAAAAGCCAACUCCAACCCUUCGGAGGCACAACAGCACCAAUUUGCAACAACAGCAACAUUCCGUUAGCGGCGACAAAGACAUGCUGGAUGGGGACCUCACCGGGUCCGGCAAGCACAACAGUGGUCCGAUCAGUGUGGCGGAAGUGGCCGCCGAAAGUACUCCGCCCCGGCGGAAAACGUCCUUCGCAACGUUACCCAGCGGCAACACCACCACCUGGCAACAGCAGGCAAUCAGCGUUCAGAAGAUGGAAGAUGCAGACGAUGCCCAACCGGGUUACGAAGAUGCCAGCAAAAUUUCCACCAUCAAGCUGAAGCUGGAGGAGAAGCGGCGACUCAUCGAGCUCGAAAAGCGCCGAAUAGAAUCGGCCUGGUCCAAGCAGCUCCAAACGGUUGGAAAACAAGCCUUUUUACAAGCCAUUAAUAAGGGCAAAAGUGGUGGCGGCAGCAUGUCGGAGUCGGACACAUCCCCGAAGGAGUCGCUCGGUGGCGCCGGGGAUGUGCUCGAAGAUACCGGAGGUGGUGCCGCAGCACCAGAACACCAGCAACAACACCGGAUGGUGGAACGACCCUGCUCCCUGAAGGAUCUGGAUGAUCAAACUAAGUACGAAUCCAAGUGGAAUGCACAGGUGAUCGAGCCCAAGAAAACGCCAGAUUUGGAGAACAUGGACUUGGAACAGUAUCAACAAAGUAUUACAAAAAUGAACACCCACCUGCACGAUAUUCAGGCGGACAUCCAACGGCUAACGCAGCAGCAGAACCAAAUUCAAGCCCAAACCCUGCAAGCCCAGCAGCUACUGCAUGCGCAACAGAUUGCCAAUCUGCUGAGCCAGCAAUACGGCUCCCAACAAAACAUCCAGCAAACCAUGCACGGUACCUAUCGACCUAUCAACACGCAACUGUUCGGUUCUAGUCCUCAUUUGCCGCAACAGGCCGCGCCCCUUCUUCAGCAACAGCAACAACAACAACAGCUCGGUACUCGACCACCCAGCAGGGAUCCGUUCAUGACUCAGCAGCAGCAACUGCACACCCUCCAAUACGUAAACGAUCAGGGUCAAUACAUCCAGCAGCAACAGCAGACCCACCAACAGCAGUAUUCCAACAACAACAUGGGCUACGAGAACGGACUACACCGGAAGGAAAAUCAAUACUCAUCGAAUCCAUACCUGAAUAUGGACCAGCAACAGCAGCAAUUCUACCAAGACUCCAAUCACUAUCGAGAUCCGUAUUUACCGCAAGAGGUCAAGGAACCUCCCAUCCAGCAACAGCAGCAGCAACACAAUCAAUUUUUCCUGCACGAUAACAACAGUAGCACCCCGCCGCAACCGGCUCAACGGAGAACCUGGGCCCAAUCGGCUGCAGCCGCCGCAAACCAACGAGUGAGUUCCGAGAUAACCCUGGACAUUAACGCAUGGAACCAAGGUUUGAAAAGUUCGCCAUACAACAACAACAAAUCUCCUAGUCAGAGCGGUUUUUCGCUGCACCACAAUGGUGACGGUGGUGGCGACGGGUACGGAGGAGGAGUAGGAAGCCGACACGGCGGUAGUCAACAAUCAUUCCAGAAUCUGUUCGAGGUACACCAUGGUGGUUCCGCAAGUAGUCCGCAGCACACCCGGGUGCGGAAUCAAAUCUCGCAGAUGAUCAACCACGGUAGCAGCAGUUCGUCGCCGGUCGGCGAGAAUCGUAGCCACCUGGCGGACAGUUUCCGGGACAACCGGAGUAUGAUGCUGUCGCCACCGAUCGACGACAUGGCUCCGCAAAGUAUAUCCUUCAUCGGGGACGAGGACAACGGUGAUAUGGAGAUCAAUACAUCGAAGGGUGGCAGCAGUUUUACCCUCAGGCAACAACAGCAACAGCAGCAACUAGAUCAGCUGUACGGUAGCAGCAAACAGCUGACGAAUAACAAAAUGAUGCACCACAACAACAACAACAAUAACAACCAUCCGGAGCUGGACAAACAUCUGAGCAAGCUGAACAUCACCAGCGGCAACCGUACUUACCGGAUCCCAUCGCCAACGAGACCGACGAUCAACUCCAACAGUUUUCAUGAUCCGCAGCAGGACGACAUGAACGAGCAGAAGGGCUUCUACAUCUCGUUCGAUAACGAGCAACCGAAGCGGCCGAAACCACCGCUCCGAACCAAGCGCUCGCCCAAGAAAGAUAAACUGACCGGAGGAGAAGGAAGAGGAGGAGGGUCAUCAUUAGUCAGUGGUGGUGGGGCCACCGAUCCGGACGGCCACAACAGCAGCAGCAACGAGAAAAUCAAUCAUCGAGAAAACAAUCAACACAAUUUCGGCACCUUUAGUGUGAAAACCGCCAACAGUUUUUCGUCGAACUUCAACGAAGAGCAAGUGGUCACUCGGAAGAGCAUCAUCGAUAGCUCGAGCUCCCCAUUCGAAACGGGCACCGCUGGAAGCGGGAACGUGAAUCACCAUCAUCGGCUCAGCCAGCACAACAACAGCAGCAACAUGGCCGCGGCCCUACAGGAACAUCGGGAUCCGAGCGAGCGGCGCCACCUCGAGGAUGUCACCAACCACACCAACAACAUUCAUCAUUCGUACAACAACAAUAACAGCAACACUAGUGGCAGCAGUUUAGGCGAUGGCUACGGAAGUGAGAACGAAAACCAGCGGAAAGCGAAGCUAGUGAUAGGCACCGAUGUGACCAACCUGGACCCGUCGUCAGUGGACGAGAUGGAAAAACGGAAGGAGAAAAUUAUGCUGCUUUCGCUCCAGCGGCGGCAGCAGGCCGAGGAAGCGAAGGCACGCAAAGAGAUCGAAGCCAUGCAGCGGCGCGAGAAGGAACGCGAAAAGGAGGAGGAACGAUCCCGCAAGAAGGAGGAACAGAUGGCCCGGCGGCAGGCCAUACUCGAAGCGCACAAACUGAAAAAAGCCAUCGAGGAAGCGGAACGGGAGGGCAAAACAAUCGACCGGGAGCUUCUGAUCAAACACCAGCAGCACCAGGCGGCGCUAAAUCAGUCAUCCUCGGCAGCGCCAAUGCACCAUCACCAAACAUCUUCGACUCCGGUGGCAAAAAUGCGACCCCAAAAACUGACCCGGCCCCGGCCCAAAACGAUACACGUCGAAACGGGCUCAGUCGACCUGAGCGAAACUUCCAGCCUGGGCAGCAGCCGGGGCAAAAAGGGAUCCAACUCCAACCUUACCGGAAUCGGAUUGCAGAGUUCGAACUCGAUGCGACGCGAUUACUACCGGGGAUCACAAGACUCACUAGCUAUACGAGAAUCACCGGAUGAGUAUCCGAGUAGCAGCUCCACACCGAUAGGCCGCCGAGGCUCGUACAAAACCGGAAGAGAACCACCGGCCACGAUCGAACGCGGUCGUACCUUGUCACGAAUCUCACUAGCGAAAGGUGCCAAUUUCCGGGGACGUAAAUCCAACUCCCUGAUGAAUCUGUGCGAUUCCGACUCCGGACUGGGCCGUGCCACUCCCCCGAGGAGAGCACCGUCGCCCGGAAUGGGCCCAGCCAGCCGCCAUCUGCCGUCGCCUUCCGGUCCUGGAUCGCUGCCCCCGGGUUUGAUUACCAAACGGCGCGGCUUCGAUGAUGGUUCCAGCGAUAUCUCCUCGACUGCGAGUUCCAUGAUGGACUACAACGGUCCCAAGCUCUACAAGCAACCCGCCACCAAAUCGAACCGCGGAAUCAUCCUGAACGCGGUCGAGUACUGCGUGUUUCCGGGGGUGGUGAAUCGCGAUGCCAAACAGAAGGUGCUGGAGAAGAUUGCCCGAUCGGAGGCGAAACACUUUUUGGUGCUGUUCCGGGAUGCCGGUUGCCAGUUCCGCGCCCUCUAUGGCUAUUGGCCCGAGAACGAGCAGAUCGUGAAGCUGUACGGGACCGGCCCGAGCCAGGUGGACGAUGUGAUGUUCGAUAAGUUUUUCAAGUACAACUCCGGGGGCAAAUGCUUCGCGCAAGUGCACACCAAACACCUGACCGUGACGAUCGACGCCUUCACGAUACACAACUCGCUGUGGCAGGGCAAGAAGGCAAACCUGCCGAGUAAAAAGGACAUGGCCCUGGUAAUUUGAGCUGCUGCUGCUGUUGAACGGCAUUGAUAAGAAUUUGAUGGAAUUGUUUCUAAAGCUGGCGGCUGGCUACCUUCAAUCGACGACGUCCCACGGAGUUGUCGAAGGUAUCAGUGCUGGUUUUUUUCGAGUUACAAGAGGAAAUCACCAGUGUACAGCAGAAAGUUAGUUGGUUCAAUAUGGAUGGGAGGGUCCCUCCCACCUCCCAUGCCUCUCAUGUAUCUAUAUGUAGAGCAGCGCUGAAACAAAAUGGAAAGUGAACAGUAUUUUUGUUUGAAUGUUUUAACCGUCUACGUUCUCUUGACAGAUACCAACUACAUACUACUACUACUACUACUAUUGAAGCAAAAAGAAAACUGAAUUGAAUUAUGACCAACACACGACGACGGAAAAGUUCCGGUUGUUAAAGACUAACAUUCGUAAUCACAGAGAAAAAAAGCAGCAAGAUUAAAUUGAUUAAUUUUGUGAUUUUCUUAGACAUGUUUUCUAUUGGUCUUGAAGUUUCCAAAUAACCUUUUCAGAUUUACAUUGUUUGUAAUUUGGUUUUGCUUAUUCUUGAGAAGAAUAAUUGUUGUUUUCUUUAUUUAUUGAAAAAAUAAAUUUCUAAUCAAUUUUGCAUGCUUGUCAAAGGAAAAUUAAACUCAGAUUAGUAUGUGUAAAUAGUUAUAAAUAUUACCAACUCAACUUAUUAUUAGUUAGCGGCUCUCUUUCCAUCUGAAGUGGGUAGUUGUUCUUCGGAGUUCCAAAUUAAACAAUUUUUAGCCUCAACGAUAACAACAACAAAAUCCUCAAACCGUAUCAACGGAAAAUCUUAUCGACGAAUUCCUGUUUCAGCAUUACCUACCACAGCUCGAUGUCUAGCAUUAUACAACUAUUCUUAGAACAAGCAGAGAUAUCGCGCGAAGAAUGCACCCGUUUUAGUUGAGGUUCCCCCUUUCAGUCCCCUAACCAUCAUUCCCUUUUCCAAAAUGUAGGUAAACCCUAAACAUUAACCGCCAACCAUUAACCGUUUACAAUAACACGACAAUGGAAAGCUAAAGCCAAACUGAUCCUUAAAAUAAAGGCAAACAAAUUCUGAACCGUUAACUGGACAGUAUCGAAACUAACUUAUUAAAACAUCUUAUAGCAGCCUCAACCAACACAAAGAAUCGAACCAAGCAAGAAAGUAAGAGAAAGCUACAUUGUUUUUCCUUCCAUGUUAAAAUAAACGUAGCUAAAAGGCCAACAUUGAAAACCACAACCCUUCCUCUCCCUCUCAGAGGACGGCUUCAUGGGACCGGGUAGUUUAUUUUGGAGACGUUUUAAAUAGAAACACAUUAUUUAUAUUGGUACCAACCACUCUCCAAGCCCAAUGCUUUUGUUUUCCGAUUCUGUGCUUUAAAUCUAGACGAAAAAUUAAAUUAUAGUUUUGGAAGCUUUUAAUCCGUUAGUUUAGAACUAAUCACCACGCGCGAAGAGUUUGGAGAAGGGAGACCACGCGAGAUCGAGUGUGGCGACAUAUGUAUGAGGAAACCCGUGAAAGUCCAUUAGUUUUUUAAGGUGCGAUGCGUGUUUGAAUGUGAUCGAGCAUAUGUCAGCGUUCAUUGAGAAAUUUAGUCUGAGCAAUGGAUUAUUUUAUUGACUAAUUAGGGGUUUCAGUUUAUCAUUUUUUUUUGUCGUUUAAUCACAAAAAAACUCACAGCAUAUUUGUCUAAUCAAUUAUUUUUUAAUUAUAUAAUCGUCUGUAUUAACUAUUAUUGUUGUAAAAUAAUCAGAUGAAUGUAAGCAAUCGAGUGAAAGUGAAGAGAACGAAUUAUUACUACCAUAUUUAGGCAAACAAAGAGCAAAGUUAUUGAUUAACUGUAUAGAGGAGGGCUGUAUGCCGAGCAUAUAAAUUCGAAUAAUGAAAUAAUCCCGUAUCUGACCUUUCUUCUGAGAAUCCUGUCCACAUUGUCCCCUUCCUCUCAUACUUUCCAGUAACCCUAACCCAUUUACGUUGGAUGAUGUUUAUUGAUAAUGCUGAGAAAAAAUACCUACAACAGAAAAAAAUAAUAGAGAGAUGAAGAAUUAAAACAACUACACAUACACUUAAUAUUGACUAGGAACAUUAAAACCAAUUCUCUUUUUUGUACAUCUGUAUUAGUGAAGAAAAAAAACUAUAACUACAAAAGGAAAAAGUUAAUGAACAAAAACCAUUUUAUUUAAGAA